Arabidopsis arenosa is the source of this 2584-nucleotide messenger RNA. The record is from the annotation of a GenBank genome assembly. Lineage: Eukaryota; Viridiplantae; Streptophyta; Magnoliopsida; Brassicales; Brassicaceae.
UAGACACUAAACAUUCCUCAUUUUAUUAAAAAAAAAAUGGCGACACUAGCAGCUUCCUCUUGCCUCCUCUCAUGUCUCCUUGUUUUGUUCUUGAGUUCAGUUUCAGCAGUCACAGAUGAUGAUAAACAGGUGUAUAUUGUCUACAUGGGCUCACUUUCGUCUCGAGCGGACUACACACCAACGUCCGAUCACAUGAGUAUUCUUCAAGAGGCCACCGGAGAAAGUUCGAUCGAAGGUCGUUUGGUGAGAAGUUACAAGAGGAGUUUCAACGGUUUUGCGGCCAGGCUCAGUGAGUCGGAACGAGAAAAAGUUGCCAAAAUGGUGGGAGUUGUUUCUGUAUUCCCAAAUAAGAAGUUACAACUUCAAACGACGACGUCUUGGGACUUCAUGGGGUUAAAGGAAGGAAAGAGGACAAAGAGGAACCCUACCGUGGAAAGUGAUACAAUUAUUGGAGUUAUCGACAGUGGGAUCACGCCGGAAUCUCAGAGCUUUGCCGACAAAGGCUUUGGUCCUCCUCCUAAGAAAUGGAAAGGUGUUUGUUCCGGUGGCGAAAAUUUCACAUGCAACAACAAGUUGAUUGGGGCAAGAGACUACACAAGCGAAGGUUCUAGGGACACGGAAGGCCACGCCAGUACCACUAACCGUGGGUUUGUCACCAAAGUUGUUCUCGGAAAUGGCAAGACACUUGUCGGGAAGUCAGUGAAUGCUUACGAUAUGAAAGGAAAGGAAUACCCUCUAGUGUACGGAAAAUCUGCAGCUUCCUCCGCUUGCGACCCAGAAAGUGCAGGGCUUUGUGAGCUAUCGUGUCUAGACGAAUCCCGUGUGAAGGGAAAGAUCUUAGUGUGUGGUGGUCCGGGUGGUUUGAAGAUAUUUGAAUCAGUUGGAGCUAUAGGACUCAUUUAUCAAACCCCUAAACCAGACGUCGCUUUCAUUCACCCUUUACCUGCCGCUGGUUUACUAACAGAAGACUUUGAGUCUCUCCUCUCUUACCUUGAAUCAGCAGAUUCUCCACACGCGACUGUUCUAAAAACUGAAGCAAUCUUUAAUCGGACAUCUCCUGUUAUUGCUUCCUUCUCUUCUCGCGGGCCAAACACCAUCGCUGUUGAUAUUCUCAAGCCAGAUAUAACAGCACCAGGAGUGGAGAUUCUUGCUGCAUAUUCACCUGAUGGGGUGGCCGCGUAUGUCAAAACGUUUUACCCUAAAUGGUCUCCUUCCAUGAUUCAGUCUGCCAUCAUGACAACCGCUUGGCCUGUAAAUGCUACUGGAACUGGCAUCGCAUCGACCGAGUUUGCUUAUGGAGCUGGACAUGUCGACCCGAUAGCCGCUUCAAACCCUGGACUUGUCUAUGAAUUAGACAAAGCAGAUCACAUCGCCUUUCUCUGCGGCAUGAACUACACUUCGCAUGUCCUGAAAGUCAUCUCUGGUGAAACCGUCACUUGCUCCGAGGAAAAAGAAAUCCUACCAAGAAACCUCAACUAUCCCUCAAUGUCGGCCAAAUUGUCGGGAUCUGGUACCAGCUUCACUGUAACUUUCAACAGAACCUUGACUAAUGUCGGCACGCCAAACUCUGCAUACACAUCAAAGGUAGUGGCGGGUCACGGAUCUAAGCUCGACGUCAAGAUCAUGCCUAGUGUUCUGUCUUUUAAGGCAGUGAACGAGAAGCAAUCUUUCAUGGUCACUGUUACAGGCAGCAAUCUCGACCCUGAAGUCCCUUCGUCUGCAAAUCUAAUCUGGUCUGACGGAGUCACAAAUGAUCCUCAAGACCAACAGGUGUAUGUGGUCUACAUGGGAUCACUUCCGUCUAGUGAAGACUACACACCAAUGUCUGUCCACAUGAAUAUUCUUCAAGAGACGUUUAAUCCUAAAUGGUCUCCUUCAAUGAUCCAUUCUGCUAUCAUGACAACCGCCUGGCCAAUGAAUGCUACUGGAACUGACUUUGCAUCAACCGAGUUUGCCUAUGGAGCUGGCCAUGUUGAUCCAAUAGCUGCCACAAAUCCUGGACUCGUCUAUGAAAUGGACAAAGCAGACCACAUUGCUUUUCUCUGUGGCUUGAACUACACCGCGGAUACCCUUAAACUCAUAUCUGGUGAAACAAUUACUUGCACUAAAGAAAACAAAAUCUUACCAAGAAACCUCAACUAUCCUUCAAUGUCAGCUCAAUUGCCAAGAUCUAAAAGCUCCGUCACUGUGAGUUUCAACAGAACUGUCACUAAUGUUGGAACGCCCAACUCAACAUACAAAUCAAAGGUGGUCUUAAAUCACGGAUCAAAGCUCAGUGUCAAGGUCACGCCUAGCGUUCUGUCUUUUAAGACAGUGAGUGAAAAGAAGUCUUUCACGGUGACUGUCACUGGUAGCGAUAGCUUCCCAAAACUGCCUUCAUCUGCAAGUCUAAUAUGGUCUGAUGGCACACAUAAUGUGAGAAGCCCUAUUGUUGUUUAUACUGAUGAUGCAUAUUGAUAAGGGCACUUAAGUGCUUCAGUUCACAUCUUUCUACCGUCAUCAUCAAACAUUGUAAUAUUCAAUAUAUAUCAUUAUUGUUGUCCCUUUGCCUUGUUUCUUGUUUUAGUAAACUUCAGUUAAGUUC